Molecule: messenger RNA, 1344 nt
Organism: Lampris incognitus (smalleye Pacific opah)
Lineage: Eukaryota; Metazoa; Chordata; Actinopteri; Lampriformes; Lampridae
Product: calcium-responsive transactivator-like
Exons: 11
Coding region: 1-1275 (424 amino acids)
Biological process (GO): positive regulation of dendrite morphogenesis; positive regulation of transcription by RNA polymerase II
Cellular component (GO): nucleus
Molecular function (GO): transcription coactivator activity
Source: RefSeq, a predicted model, not a curated record
AUGUCGGUGGCGUUCUCGUCGGCGCGCCCCAGGAGUAAAGGGGAGGUGACGCAACAGACGAUACAAAAGAUGCUUGAUGAAAAUCAUCAUCUAAUACAGUGCAUAAUGGAUUACCAAAGCAAAGGCAAGACAGCAGAAUGCACACAGUACCAACAGAUCCUGCACAGAAACCUUGUUUACUUGGCCACAAUAGCAGAUUCUAACCAGAACAUGCAGUCACUGUUACCUGCUCCUCCCACUUCCAGUAUGUCUGUGGGUCCCGGAGGGUUGGGCCAAAGUGCAACACACUCUCAGAGUAACCUCAAUGACAACAUGGCUCCAGGACUUCCGCCAGCAUCAAUGAUGCAGAGUCAAAUGAGCAACGGCCCCAGCCAUACCCCCAUGCAGCAGCAGCAGCAGCAGCAGCAGCAGCAGUCUGGUCAGUUGCAGUCGGCUAUUCCCUCCUCAUCCCUCAGCCUGCCAGCCGGCAACUACGGUGGCUCAGCCCCAGCCUCCGGUUACAGCCACCCUGCUCCCUCCUCCCAGGGCAGCAUGAUCCAGGGCCCCGGGCCCAGCUAUGGUUCUUCCUCCUCUUCUUCCUCCACUUCCUCUUCCUCCUCCUCCUCCUCCCGCAGCAACCUCAACAUGCAGUCUAACCAAGUCUCCAUGAUGCACCAACAGUCUGCCACUCCACACUACUCCUCAGCCCAGGCUGGGAGCCAACACUAUCAGGGACAGCAAGCCAUGGGCAUGAUGGGUCAGGGCAGCCAAGGAAACAGUAUGAUGUCUCAGAGACCCAUGGGAUCUUACCGCUCCUCACAGCAAGGAUCUGCACAGCAGUACAUGGGACAAGACGAGUUCUACGGAGAGCAGUAUGGACAUACUCAGAGCUCCAGCGAGCCCAUAAACCAGCAGUAUUACCCUGAUGGUCAUGGGGAGUACUCAUACCAGCAGUCUUCAUAUGGUGAGCAAAGCUAUGAGAGGCCCUUUGAUGAAUCUUCACAACACUACUAUGAAGGAGGCAACUCUCAGUACAGCCAGCAGCAGGCCCAGUACCAGCCAGGCUCUGGCCAACAACAGCCCUUUAGCCAACAGCAGUACUCUUCUCAACAGGGCUACAGUGGACAGCCACAGGGAUAUGGUCCAAGCCAGGGUGGCUCCUCACAGUACUCACAGUAUCAGCCGGGUCAAGGCCAACAGUAUAGCUCCUACCGCUCAUCCCAGGGAGGCCCUGGACCACAGACACAGAGACCGUAUACCUAUGAACAGGGCCAAUAUGGAAACUAUCAGCAAUAAAGAAUCAGAUUGUUUUCCUGCGGGAUGAAAGUUGCAGAGGAAAUGUCCUGGGAGCGCCACUCAGCCGUG